CAACUGUCAGUCUCGCUCCAAGUACUAUUCCUAACGCAACCCAAUGCAUGAUGCAUGUCAGCCAAAUAGCCAAUCAAACCCUCAGUAGCAGGGGAGGACGUGGAGAGAGAUGUUGUGAAUAGAAGUCCUCGAACCCCGUGUUUUCCCGCUCGGGUAGAGCCUCAUCCGGAUCAGGUUACUAUCCAGUAAAAUCGAUCUGGCUGUACGCCGUCAGCUGAUAUUAGCGUCUUGGUAUAAGACUGAAGGAUUCAAGACGAUCAUGAAGUGGCUCAAUACCAUAGCACACAAUAAGACAGUUGAUGGGAGAAACUAAACUUGAAAGUAUAAACCUGACAACGAGUAAAAAUGACAACCCUUGUCGAGACCGAGAAUGCCAAGGACUGCUCAAACACUUGCAAUGUCUCGAGGAAACAUUCUUCCGAUACACACCAUCCGAUACCCCUAGAAACAGUAGGGGUACAUGCCCCUGAUCACCCAGCAAUUGGACGGUAUAUGGGCCAGCACUCCUCUUUCGCGGGCUCUCUCGUAGGCGAACGCCUGUACUUCCACGCCUGCACACAGUCACUUGACACGGCGCUGUUGCGGUCUUUCCAGGCGUCUGGGCCGUCUCUGCGGUUCGCACAUGGUGGUGGUUACCUCUGCAGGAGCCCUGCAGUCUACUGGACCAACUCUUUGGAGUUCGCACUUCUUUGGUGCUUUCUUGGGGGGUCGGAUCGCCAUGACGAAGAAGUAUCCGUGCCUAGAUCCGGACUUAUUUUUGUAUCGAGGCUUGAUAUUUCUUGCUUGGCAACUUCGAGGACUUUGGUUAUACGCCCCCCAGAAGGAGACGUGGAGGAAAUUGAGUUCGUUAAGUGGUGCAAAAACAACAAGGAGCUUGCAUAUGCUAUUCCAAGUGAUGGAGCCUCUACCGUAGGGGCAAAUGAGCACGAUCUGAUUGCUUCACGGAUACCGAUGAAUAAUUUGCAGUGGGUGGAGAGCCAUGGAAUCGGACAAUCCCAAAACAUCUGGAUUUAUGCGGCCUGUGACGAAUACGUUAGUACGAGUCUGGCAAAUCAUGGUAUCGAGAUUUUAUUAUUCUCAGCUUGAAGUAAAAUCCUUGAAGACUGAGAUAGAAAUAGAAGAGGGAAUAAUGAAAGGCUUACACAUAAAUUUCUACUACGCUAUGCUCAUCUAUUGUGUUUUACCACUUCACGCCGGGGUCAUACUUAAACAUUGAGCGCAUUAUAUGGGAAGCCAAUCGGCGGAUACUUGAUCCGAAGCUGCAAUCCUAGACUACAUUCGGCAUGCACUGUCAGCUUCAAAUGUAACUGUCAUAGUCAGGUAGAGUCACGGAGUGGGCUCAACCUAAGUCUGGCAAUCCUGUACAUAUGGGAACUGAAGAGAUAGAGCUUAAUAAACCACUUGCAGAGAU
This is a messenger RNA of Xylaria bambusicola, 1411 nucleotides long. RefSeq lists its product as uncharacterized. The transcript is spliced from 4 exons. Lineage: Eukaryota; Fungi; Ascomycota; Sordariomycetes; Xylariales; Xylariaceae. The coding region runs from base 346 to 1086 and encodes 246 amino acids. The record is from RefSeq and is a predicted model, not a curated record.